AUGCAAAAUCCUCAAUCUCGAUAUUUAAGUUUUAUCAUUUCACUUGAUGAUAGAUAUAAGCCCUUGCCAUUGAUAGCUCAAAGUAACAGAGUGAAUAGACGUGAACUGCCAAACCUAAUUCAUAAUUAUAAUUUGACUUUCAAGGAGUUUAAUGUGCAUUUACAGAUACAUAUAAGAUUUAUCAUGGAUAUAAAUUUUAAAAUAAUGAGAAGAUUAUACUGUGCAUUAUAA
Messenger RNA from Blepharisma stoltei, 231 nucleotides. Lineage: Eukaryota; Ciliophora; Heterotrichea; Heterotrichida; Blepharismidae. The record is from the annotation of a GenBank genome assembly.